Syngnathus acus (greater pipefish) is the source of this 2567-nucleotide messenger RNA. RefSeq names its product junctional adhesion molecule 2b (gene jam2b). The record is from RefSeq and is a predicted model, not a curated record. The transcript has 10 exons. Bases 109 to 984 code for a protein of 291 amino acids. Gene Ontology annotation, cellular component: tight junction; protein complex involved in cell adhesion; cell surface. Gene Ontology annotation, biological process: leukocyte tethering or rolling. Lineage: Eukaryota; Metazoa; Chordata; Actinopteri; Syngnathiformes; Syngnathidae.
CUCGCGCCUUUUUUUUCCUGCGUGGUGUGUGUGUGGAAAUUAAAGAAGGUCCACACACAAGAGCACGUCCGAGCGAACCCACGCGUGAAGGCGGAUGAGAAGACGACAAUGAUGUUCUUGCUCUUACUUCUACUCUGCAUACACUGUCCUGUCAGUAUGUCAGUGACAGUGAGUUCCUCUAAAACCAAAGUAGAGGUCCAUGAACACACAGAUGCCGUUUUGUCCUGCGACUUCCGCACCGAGAAGGACCAGAACCCUCGAAUCGAGUGGAAGAAGAAAGGAAAAGCUGUAACCUUUGUCUACUUUAACAACAAAUUUACUGGCUCAUACGCUGGCCGGGCCAACGUGGAAGGAGCCACUCUGACCAUCCACUCGGUGACACAGAAAGAUUCGGGGGAGUAUCGCUGUGAAGUGACCGCCGGCGAUGACCACGUCAGCUUUGGAGAGGCCACAGUCACCCUUGACGUACACGUGCCGCCCCACAUCCCAUCUUGCGAGGUGCCCCGCUCGGUGUUUGUGGGCUCCGACCUGGAGCUUCUGUGCAAAGACAAGCAGAGCGUGCCCCCGGCGACGUACAGUUGGUACAAAGACAACAGGGCUCUGAAAGUCUCGUCUGACACGCCGUACAGCAUGGACACUCGCAGAGGCACGUUGAAGUUUACAAGUGUUUCCAAAGUGGAUUCUGGGUUGUAUCGCUGUGAAUCCUCCAACAAUGUGGGGGCACCCAAGAGCUGCGUGGCUCGGCAACUCAAAGUUAUUGACUAUCCAUUGGACAUCUCCGUUUUGAUCGCUGGCGCCUCAAGUUUUGUGAUUCUCACGCUCCUCUGUUGCAUCGGUGUGUGCGUAUGCCGACGUCAAGGAUUUUGCAAGAAAGAGAAGAAAACAAACAGUUUGUCUUUCAGUGCCAAGUCGUACAACCCUCCUCCUCCUCCAGCUAUUCAUAACAUCAAGACCUACAAACCAACCCAGUCUUUCAUGAUCUGAAUUGUGCAAUGAUACCAAAGUAAUCCAGAAUUCAACAUUUAUUAUUCAAUGCACGGGAAUUGUUAGCCCACGCUGGUAUUUUCUCAAGACCAAAACCUAAAGCAGACUUUUGUCAUGAUCUUUGCUGGACCCCACAAUUGUGACUGAAAAGCAGUUUCUGUCAUGUCUAACACUGGGCUUUUUUUUUUUUUUUUUUUUAAACAAGGGUUGAUUAUUUGUUGUUUCUGUCAGGAGUGAAGAAAUUCAUCUCUCACAAAAGGUGCCAGUAUUAGUUUAUUUUGGUGGACUCCAAGUCCCAUUGCAUUUGAUCUACAGUAUUUUUUUCACACACAAGACCUUUAUUUUUCUUAUGUUCGUAUCAUAUACGCUGUUUUACUAAACUGUCUGUUUGCGUGUAAAUGUGCUGUAUACUCUUUCACUUUUGUUUGCGUGUGAAUUAAGAAACAAAUGAACAGGUGUCUGGAAACACUGAAGGAUCUUUGUCUGGAAGCUGAAAGCAAUAAACACCACCGCUGGAUCAGAGAGGUCAUCGAAAUCCACAACUGAGGUCACAGAAGUCUGAACUAAGCUCGUACAUGGGAUGCCGUUUUUGCGAAGACUCCAGACAGUAGGGGGCGCAAACUCCCCCUGUUGUCUGGCCGAAGCAAGAAACUUAUAAGAUACGUCACUUUUCCAUCUGAGAAAAACUACAGGAAGUAGCCGAAACAUGUACAGCAAAGGUAAAACUUUUUUUCUGUCUGACCAAAAGAACCAUUUAAAAUAGUAAACGGAAAAAAAGAAGACCGUAUGAAUUUUCACAAACAAUUUUUGUCUGAAUUUCAACAUUUUUGUUUUAGGAAAUCGCACAUCCUCCUUAGCAGAAAAAAGUUAUGUAUUUUUUUUAGGCCUACAAGCCUCAUAUUUUAAAAUGACUUGUUAGUCUUUUUAAACGUUUGUAUUAAAAACACGGAUGAAUCAAAUGCAUAUUACAUGAAUAAUAUUUUAUGAACACAAUUCCUAUUUAAAAUGCUUUAAUUUAAUAAGUAAAGUUUUGUUUAAAAAAAGUCAAUAUAGUUGCAUGAAAAAACCCUGAAUCAUCCAUUAUUGGUUAAUUUAACAUAACAGAACUACGUGAAUAAAUCACAUUUCCCCCCCCAAAUCUUCAUUCACAGUAACAACCAACUUCACACUAUUCAUUUACUUUUAAGUAAAUAUAAUUAAAUGAACUAAGUACACAUUUUCCCAUUAAUGUCUAAGCACAUUGUGUGCAAUAUGCAGUACUAAACGUCAGGCACACAAUCUAAGAUGACCUUUAUGUGCAAAGUUGACAGUAUUUUGUAUAUCUAACGCCAUUUUACAAACAACGAAUUUUUUAAGUGUAAAGCUCAGUGCAGCAGAGAUGAAUGUUGUACUACUGUUACAUAGCCACAAGAGGGAGACACUGCACUGAAUGUUGGUGUCUUGAUCAACUGAAGGUGACUUUUUUUUCACAUUGCAUGAACUGAAUGUAACAAUAGUUUAGUUAAUAUUGUAUUUGAUUUUGCUUCCUCCUAUUAUCCUUGUCAUUGUUUUCCUACCUAGUCUAUUAAACGUUUUGACAUGCA